AUGCCUGUUACUGAGUUGUCUAAAAUCAGAGUUCGUCUCCUAGUUACCACGUUUCCGUGGCAACCAUGGAAACCUGUCAACAAAUCGGGAAAACGGAGACGUGGGAGAUGUAAAAAUAGAAAACACAUCCACAAAGCUCCCCCAGACGUGCACAUGUUUCCAGCUGUUGCUGCUGGGAGCUCAGAGAAGUUGGAUCUCAGUGUGAACAGUCAGGGUCUGUCAGCGCUUCACGUGGCCUGCCUUUAUGGCCAGCUGGCUGCUGUUCAGCUGCUGGUGGCGUCCAGGCUGGCUUGGAUCGACAGCAGCGAUCUCCAGGGUCGUCAGCCUGUUCACAUGGUCCUGUCCUCCCGCAGCUCACCCAACACCUCCUCCUGCCUCAGAUACCUGCUGGAGCAUGGGGCCGACGUCAACGCUACCACAGAUUCAGGGACGACCCCGCUGCACUUGGCCGCCUCUGAAGGCCUCCUGGACUGCACUGAGAUCCUCGUUCAGGCUGGAGCAGAUGUGUUGGCCCAGGACAGCGUGGGACACACCCCUCUGGAUUUGGCCCGCAUCUGGUGCCACAGGGAGGUGGCAAGGUAUCUGAAAAGCUGCAUGUGGCAGACAGAGAAGAAGAAAGAAAUGCAUGAGAGGAAACUAGUUCAAAAUUUGUACAGUGAUCUCGUGGAAAUGGUCAAACUGAAUGAUCUCAAUAAAAAGACACUUAUUGAUGUGAAGAUGGCUGAGUGGGCGAACAAUAAAGGUCUUCCUCUCCUGAAGGAUUUCCACCCCAGAGUCUCAGUGAGCCAGUACCACACCCAGUGUCUCUCAUCAGGUCAGAACACUUCUUACCAAAAAUAUGCCAAACGCCCAUCGAAGCAUCAGCCAGAAGAUCCUCUGGAGAAGAUUACCUCCAAAAAGCAACCUCCAUUCUCACCGUGGACCAUCUUCAUGGGCGUCCAGCCAGAGAAACCCCUCAGAGAGCCGGACCUUCGGGGCCAGGUCACAGUGUGGAGGGACAGCAGCAGCAGGCAGCCUCAGUACUCCACCAAGUGGGACGGCACGCACCGCCCCACCCCUGACCUGCCUCUGGACGUCCUCAAGAGGGUGUUGUUCCCCAGAGCCUUCCCCUCCAGGAUCGCCUCCCCUCGUUACUUUGAGCCGCAGGACAUUGAGGAGGUCCAGCACAGAGGAUACCCCCAGGGGCGGAGCACCUCCCCCUGGACAGAGGUGGCCAUGCACCUGGCUGAGGUGCUGGAGCCCGGACACUACUGA
Molecule: messenger RNA, 1254 nt
Organism: Plectropomus leopardus (leopard coralgrouper)
Lineage: Eukaryota; Metazoa; Chordata; Actinopteri; Perciformes; Serranidae
Gene: ankrd53
Product: ankyrin repeat domain 53
Biological process (GO): regulation of mitotic cytokinesis; regulation of mitotic spindle organization; positive regulation of microtubule polymerization
Cellular component (GO): spindle pole
Molecular function (GO): protein binding
Source: RefSeq, a predicted model, not a curated record